ACAGCACGUCUGUGAAACUCGCGUGUGACUGCGCGUCUCAGGUCAGCUGUGAUCCAGGAGAUGGAGAGCCAUCACGAUACAUGAUCUAAGGGUUAACAUCUGCAACAUUCGGACUUCGGUUGGAAAUUUCUUUCGACUUUUAUUUUGGCGCAGAAUAUACAGCGUGAGACAUUUUCAUGGCAUCUCUGCCUCUCGUGUGUCACGCUAAUAACAGUCCCCCGGUCAACAACACGGAACAAAACUUGGCUCCAGGACACGUGGCAGCUAGGAUGAGAACAACAACAACAAACAUGGAGGAAUCCUCCCUGGAACAAAGCAAACAGAUGCUUUUGUUUUUCACUACACAAUGACCAGGGUUUCCAAGGGGGAUCAAAAUGUCCAGACUGGAACAUUUGAAAGAUUCCUUCAAGCAGCGGCUGAUAGCUGCUGCCGACGAUCAUCUGCUGCCGAGUCUUCACGACAUAUUCAUCGGGUAUAAACGUGAGACGGAACGAAGGAGACUCCUGCUGGAGAAGGUGACAGAGGGAGCAGGUGUCCAGCAGCUGCUGGUGAUUAAGAAUGAAGAUAUUACGAAGCAGCAGAGGUGCAGCUUUAGUCUGGAUCAGGAGGGACCAUCACCUCUUCUCGCUAAUGAAGCAAAAGAAGUUGAGAGUGAAAUCAAAGAAGAAGCGGAAGAUGCAACCCAGGUCUCCAUCACCGUUGUGAAGAGUGAGUUUGAUGAACUGGCAUCCAGCAGUUCAACUCACAAACAAAUUCAAACAGAGUCUCAUGGAGACGAGUGUGGAGGACUAUUUCUAGCCAGCGACUGGGUUCACCACCAGAGGUUGCUGUGUUCUGAAUCUGGCACUGAUGACAGCGAAGACUGGGGGGAGAACAGUUGCACUCAGUCUGGUUCAAAUUCUGUGGAGAAUCCCGCAGUUCAUGUCAAUGAAAAGAAAGAUGAUCUUAAAUCACUGAUCUGCUCUAAAUGUGGGGAGAAAAUGUGUACAGAUACUCGAGGCAAUACUCACAGCUGUGGUCAAUGCAAAACCUGGACUUGUGAAAAACCUGUUAGCUGCCCUCAGUGUGGUAAAUGCUUUGCACAUAAAGGCAAUCUGAAACGACACAUGGUUAUUCACACGGGAGAAAAACCUUUUAGAUGCUCUCGGUGUGAUAAAUGUUUUACUCAGAAAAGCAACCUCAUGAGCCACAUUAGAAUUCACACUGAAGAAAAACCCUUCAGCUGCUCUCAUUGUGGUAAAUGUUUUACACUGAAAUGCAGCUUGAAGAUUCACAUGAGACGACACACUGGAGAAAGACCUUUCAGCUGCUCUCAGUGUGCUAAAUGUUUCAAAGACUGCGCAAACCUGAAGGCACACAUGAGAAUUCACACAGGAGAAAGUCCCUUUGUCUGCCCUCACUGUGGUAAAUGUUUUACUCAGAAGUGCAACUUGAAGAUUCACAUGAGACUACACACUGGAGAAAACCCCUUCCGGUGCUCUCUGUGUCUCAAGUGUUUUAAACAUAGCAGUAGCCUCAAGAAACACAUGGUAACUCAUGCAGAAGUCCAAAGUCUGUCUUCCGCUCACAGCGUGUAAAGGUUAUGUCUUCAGUGAAUAUCAGCAGUAAUUGUGGAUAGUGGCUGUCAUGUCUUUAGUGACAAGAUUACUCAGAUUAAUCCUGCCGAGACUUUAAAAAAUAUUUAUAAGAAAAUAUUUAAUGGAACCCAUGGUGGUGAGAUGCCUCGCUCCUCACGCUUCAUGUUGCAGUGUUCUGUUCCUUUGAGAUUCUUCACACCUCUGCCUUGCUCAGCGUUUUCACUUCACCCACACAAGGGCAGCAAAUACCGGAAGAGGCUUUGUUCAUGCGAAUGCGUCAUCAGCAAUGCGACGGCACAGUUCAUGAUCAAAACACACCUUGUUGUCGUGAGUGACGGACAUCUGAGAUCUGCUCCUCUUUAUCUAUGUACAUCUUUCUACUAAGAAGUCAUCAACAUGACCAGCUUCUAUACUUGUCAAACUUCCGUAGCCCGCCAGUAAAGAGUCUGAUCUCGCUGUCUGGGUGGACAAUAUCAUUCAAAAACAACUUCACAAACUGCUGAAACUACGGUACAUCCUGCUUGGAUUUACCCCCCAACUCACUGGAUGGAUGAGCUUCAUUCUUCUCACCUUUUUUUCUUUUCAAAAGAUGCCUUUAAGCUUUCUUUAGAUUUCCAAUGCAUUUUGUCAUGCUUUUCUGCAAUAUUCUGCAAUAAAUUAUAUAAUGCUGUCGAGCUGUGAUCCCUUUUCCCUCAUAAGUCAAUGGUUUGAUAAUGUCCUCGAGUAUGGGCAGCAUCGCUUGUAAAGCUUCAGAAAUGGUAGGGUUUGAUCCACAUUGUGGAGAUGGAGGGAGGGGCUGAUGAGUGGGUUUGUUUACUGAGGAGAUUCAAAGACAGCUCAUCCUCCACCCUGAAUCACCAACAAUGACCGAAGGCUGUCACAGAGACAGCAGUAGGGUGACAACCGUGGCACAAAAGGCUUUGUAUAUUCUGAUCAGGGACUGGUGAAACAGACUGUUAACACAGAGUUCUAUUCUGAAUUCACAGUUGUCUUCUUGGUCUGCAUUCAGAUUGUUCUGUACAUCUUUACUGUCUGUUGUUUGUCUCGCAGGUGUAGUCAACUUUUUGGACAUUAACUCAUCUAUGAUGUUACCGGAAUCCUCACAUUUACCCAUUCCAGUAGAGCUUUCAACUGCUGGCUGGACUCCGAAAUGGACUGCUCCGCAAAGAGAACUUGCGGACCCUCCUAGACAUUCAAAGAGCAUUUUGUGUCGGCUGACGACUGCUGUUUUCCUGGGAAGGAAAGGGGAACAAAUCUCUGAUCACUGUAAAAAAUGAGAAGCAAAACCUCCAAAAGGAGAAUGUAAUUUUACAUAGCCAACAUGCCCGUGCUGAGAAUUUGGUCAGUCAUAGACAGACAGACAGACAGAUAUACUGAACUGCAACAUGCACGGCUGAGUCUCACCAUAUCGCCCACCGCGAGUAAAAUGCCGUCUGUAUGUUUCUUAAAUGCUCCAAUCCACUCUUCACCACCUGCGGUCAAACAUGGCGAUCUAUUAGUUUCCACGGUCGGAUCUUUCACUUCCCACGUACGGUACUGCAAUACUUCCUGAUUGUUGAUAGCUUGUGCAUCGGUCUGGAGCUCGUCUGCGCGCUCCCGUCUCUGACCUGAUCUGGGCUGCGUUGCAGGGGCCGCUGCUCCAUCUCCUAACACUGAAGCCAGUGCGAUGGCCGCUAGCAUCAUAUCAUAAACACGCAUUCGCAUCUCCUCAUUCCCUUCUAUCAACUUUCUCAACUCCCUCUUUGUCAACCAUGGAGCUGAUUUCACCUCAUCUUUCAACUUUUCUUUUUUCACAACUCUCCUUUCCUUCUACUGUAAAUUCUCAGACUAAUGUUCCACAGUGCAUCUCUGCCUCAGAAACUCAUUCUCCUUCUUUAACAUCUUUAUUGAAACUUUUUCUGUGCUUCUCUUUUCUCUCCUUAUCAACUGCUGCCAAAACUUGUCUCGAAUUCCACCAACAGGUCAUCCAUCUUUCUCUGACUCUUCUUACGAUCCUUGUUGCAUCCAUGUAAAGUACACACAUCUUACUCCUGUUCACUGAGCAACACAUUCAUUUCUCCUUCAUUAGUUUACUUUUUUUUCACUUUUUUUUAAAUCACAAAACGCAUCCCUGACCUUGUGUGAACACUGAGCGUCAAACUCAGAUAAAACUCUUGACGCUGUUUCAGGGGUUCCCAGCAACAUUGCAGAAUGACUACCAAAAACCCACAAGUUAAAAUCUGAAAGAAUGUAUUCCCUGACAGAGCUGUGGGUCCACAACUACACCUGACUCAGCCUCAGCUCCAGUGGUGUAGAGUGACCAAG
Messenger RNA from Synchiropus splendidus (mandarinfish), 3881 nucleotides. RefSeq names its product gastrula zinc finger protein XlCGF57.1-like. Lineage: Eukaryota; Metazoa; Chordata; Actinopteri; Syngnathiformes; Callionymidae. The transcript is spliced from 4 exons. Gene Ontology annotation, molecular function: DNA-binding transcription factor activity, RNA polymerase II-specific; RNA polymerase II cis-regulatory region sequence-specific DNA binding. Gene Ontology annotation, biological process: regulation of transcription by RNA polymerase II. The record is from RefSeq and is a predicted model, not a curated record. Bases 375 to 1577 code for a protein of 400 amino acids.